GCCACCAAUCACCUCGCGCCACGUCACCAUCAAGCCAAUCCCGUCUCGCCACGCGGAGGACGACCACGUCCGACGUGGACACCGGGCUUCCGCCCUUAGUCUAUAUGGUUAAUGAAGGAGAGGAGUUAGAGAGAGAGGUGAAAGGAGGCGACUGUAGAUUAUAAGACAACUGGGAAUGUUUUGCUGGUCGUAGUGAUAUGGUAUUUUUCUUUAUGAAUCAACUAAUUAAGUAAAGGAAAUUCUAGUAAUUUUGUUGCACCUAGGGAGGUCAAUGUAAUUAUAUAAACUUAAGGGGAGCUGAGGGAAAUUGUUUCUGAAAUUAUCCCUUGAUUUUUCAAGGGGACAAAGGGUUUUUUAUACAACAGUAGCUUUUUAAAGGUUCGGGGGAUGCAGUAAUUCCAAUUUAUUACAAAAAUUUCCAUCCAUCUUGUACCAGAUAGCCUGUUCGAUUCCUGGUUCCGAAAUUGGCGGUUCCUCUGCUAUUGCCGCUGCACGUGGGACAUUUCUCCAUUACUGAGGCAUUUAGGGGGAUAUAUAUCAGCUCUACCAUUAUGUCAAGGUCAUUGGCGGGUUUACUGAGGAGGAGCAUUGCGGCCUUUCCAGCUGCUCAAUCCUCUGCUAUUGCUUCUGGAUGCUUUUAUCGAAGUGCAACCUGCUAUUCAACUACUGUGCCACAUGAUCCUGAUACACACGAAGACUUCAUACCCACUAGUAAGCUUGAGGGUUCUGGACUUUCACUGAAUAAGAUUGUUGAACAGGAUGUCAACGAGAACCCUGUGAUGAUUUACAUGAAAGGAGUCCCAGAUCUUCCUCGUUGCGGAUUCAGCUCAUUAGCAGUGAGGGUGCUGCAAGAAUACAGUGUACCUAUAAGCGCCCGAAAUAUACUGGAAGACCCUGAGCUGAAGAAUGCUGUGAAAGCCUUCAGCAACUGGCCUACAUUCCCUCAAAUAUUCAUUCACGGGGAGUUCAUUGGAGGAUCAGAUAUCAUCCUUAAUAUGCACCAGACUGGUGAGCUUAGAGAAAAGCUGAAAGAUACCUCUGAUGGACAAGAGAAAGUGGAAUAAGUUACAUUGCAGAAGUCGUAGCCGAUUUUCUUUAGUGGGUCGGCAGACAAUUUCAAGCAUUGAUUGAAAGUAUAACAGAAUAGAGCCGUUGCAUUGGCUCUACUUAAAUUUUAGAAUGUGAUUCCUUCGUAUGGCACUAGCUGAUGCAAUAGAACUAGUUUCUGGUGUUUUGGUGGAAUUGCUUUUCAGGAAGUCUGUCUGGUUGUGGUCUGACUUUGUUUGCAUGGGCGAGUGAUUUUUAGUUGGCAAUAAUUUUCCCUCUAUAAAUUUAGUAAUCCUUAUGUAUAAAACAAAAACUUUUGUAAUUCUCGGACGACGAGGUUGCAAAGUGAGUGAAAAAUCACGUCUAGAUUUUCAAGA
Molecule: messenger RNA, 1424 nt
Organism: Coffea arabica (coffee)
Lineage: Eukaryota; Viridiplantae; Streptophyta; Magnoliopsida; Gentianales; Rubiaceae
Product: monothiol glutaredoxin-S15, mitochondrial-like
Cellular component (GO): mitochondrial matrix
Source: RefSeq, a predicted model, not a curated record